This is a messenger RNA of Suncus etruscus (white-toothed pygmy shrew), 1593 nucleotides long. It is a transcript of the gene LRRC31, whose product is annotated as leucine rich repeat containing 31. The transcript is spliced from 9 exons. NCBI's taxonomy places the organism in Eukaryota, Metazoa, Chordata, Mammalia, Eulipotyphla, Soricidae. The record is from RefSeq and is a predicted model, not a curated record. Gene Ontology annotation, molecular function: protein binding. Bases 1 to 1593 code for a protein of 530 amino acids.
AUGGUGAUUCUGGGUGAUGAAAACAGCAACUGUAGCUUUGGCAGGACAGGGGCAGGCCCACCUACUCCUGAGAUGGCCAGCUUUGUACUGCAUGGGCUGCAAGUGUUUUGUUCUUAUAAUAAAUCUCUCACUUCAGAAAUGGAGCUGGAAUCCCAGAUAGAGAAAAAAGAGCAGAAGUUGGUCCAAACAGCUGGCAAAACUUGCCUGGAUCUGAAUAAUCGUGGAUUAACAGCGUCGGACGUGAGUGAAAUGGCUGCUUUGCUGCCUUUUCAUCCAGACUUGGAAAACUUGGAUAUUUCCUGGAAUGAUUCCAUUGGUGGAUCUCUCCAUUCAAUCACCCAGCAAAUUCAUUUUAUCAGCAAGUUAAAAAUCCUGAGACUGGGGAAUUGCAAGCUUACCACUGAAGAUGUUCUAGCCCUGGGAGAAGCCCUUAAAGUGAUCCCUGAACUUGCAGAGCUGAGCUUGUCCUGGAACAAUAAAGUUGGGGGAAAUUUACCUGUGAUUCUCCAGAAAUUUGAAGAGGGGAGCAAAAUACAAAAGCUUGAGCUUGUGGAUUGUGCCCUUACAUCAGAAGAUGGGAAGUUUGUGGGUUACUUAUUACCUAGGCUAAAAAAUCUUCAAGAACUUGAUCUUUCCAUCAAUAGAAAUAUUGGGACCAGUCUAUACAGUAUUGCUCAAGGACUAAAAAGUACCUCAAAUCUAAAAGUACUGAUGUUACAUUCAUGUGGAUUAUCACAAAAGAGUAUGCAACAAUUGGAUUCUGCUUUUAGAUACUUGUGUGAGCUGAGAAAACUAGAUCUUUCCGGCAAUAAGGACCUGGGUGGGGGUUUUGAAGACUCCUCAGCUCAUCUGGCCACUUUGGAGCAUCUGGAAGUCCUAGAUCUUCACCAGUGCUCACUGACAGUGGGUGAUGUGACAUCAUUAACCCAGGUAAUUCCUUUACUGUCAAAUCUUCAAGAAUUGGAUUUAUCUGCUAACAAAAAGAUGGGCAGCUCUUCGGGAAAUCUACUCAGUAGACUCCGGUUUUUACCAGCGCUGAAGUCUGUGCUAAUCAACAACUGUGCUUUGGAAAGUGAGACUUUCACUGCCCUUGCUGAUGCCUCCAUUCACCUCCCUACUCUGGAAAUAUUGAACCUUUCUUGGAAUAAGUGUGUUGGUGGCAACCUGAAGCUGCUCUUGGAAACUCUAAAGCUGUCAAUGUCCCUUCAAGUGCUGAGACUGAGCAGCUGUUCCCUGGUGACAGAAGAUGUGGCUCUCUUAGCAUCAUUAAUACAAGGUGGUCAUCUGGUGAAGCUACAGAAACUGGACCUAAGCUAUAAUGACAGCAUCUGUGACAUAGGAUGGAGCAUCUUCUGCCACAAAGUAUGGCUCCUAAAAGAGUUAACAGAGCUGGAUAUUAGCCUUCGGCCCUCAGGUCUCCGGGAGUGUGGGCAAUGGAUUAGAAACUUGUUGUGGGCUGUGACCCAACUUCCGAAGCUCACUGAGAUAGGAAUGAAAAGAUGGAUCCUCCCAGCCUCAGUGCAGGAAGAACUUAAAAGCAUUUAUCAGGAUCAUCAAAGCAGCAUGCACCUUGACCACGGUGGGUUUCGGUAG